Molecule: messenger RNA, 1214 nt
Organism: Callorhinus ursinus (northern fur seal)
Lineage: Eukaryota; Metazoa; Chordata; Mammalia; Carnivora; Otariidae
Source: RefSeq, a predicted model, not a curated record
AUGUUGAAGAAAAUCAGUGCAUUAGAGGCUGCAGCAGACCUAAACACAGUCACCAUGAAGUUGGGCUCUGUCCUCACGGCUGGGGUCCUCUACUUUUCUCCUAUGAUGCUCUGGGCAGUACAGAUGCUACUGGCAGCUGGAUAUCAUGCUGCUGCCGGUUUUGAGAUGCUGCAAUGUGAAGGACCGGUCAGGACCCAGGACAGCAGCUGCGAUACCCAAGAGGACUUGACCAACCCAAGGGAAGUUGACUUCCAGGUCAAGGGCUACACUUUCAGUAAACCCUUCCAUCUGAUUGUGUCUUACGACUGGCUGAUCCUCCAAGGUCCAGUCAGCCCUAUAUUUGAAGGAGACCCACUGAUUCUACGCUGCCAGGCAUGGCAAGACUGGCCACUGACCCAGGUGACCUUCUACCGAGAUGGCUCAGCAAUGGGUCCCCCUGGACCUAAUAGGGAAUUCUCCAUCACUGUGGUGCGAGAGGCUGACAGUGGGCACUAUCACUGCAGUGGCAUCUUCAGGAGCCCUGGUCCCGGGAGCCCAGAAACAGCAUCUCCCGUGGCUAUCAAGGUCCAAGAACUGUUUCCAGCCCCACUUCUCAGAGCCACCCCCUCAGCUGAGCCCAAAGAGGGGGACCCGGUGACCCUGAGCUGUCAGACAAAGCUGCCCCUGCAGAGGUCAACCGCCCGCCUCUUCUUCUCCUUCUACAAGGACAGCAGGACAGUGCGUGGCAGGGGCCUCUCCCCGGAAUUCCAGAUCCCCACAGUUUCAGAGGCACACUCUGGGUCCUACUGGUGUGAAGCAGUCACUGAGGACAACCAAGUUUGGAAACAGAGCUCCAAGCUGGAGAUCCGGGUGCAGGGUCCCUCCAGCUCUACUGCAUCCCCCACCUUGAAUCCACCUCCUCGGAAAUCAGCUGUUCCAGAAUCUACUCCAACAGCCUCUCCUAGACUUCAGCCUCCACUGUCCACCCCUUCUAAGGAUCCAGGCUUCUCUUCUCCUCUGCAGGUGCCAGACCCCCAUCUGUAUCACCAGAUGGGCAUUCUUCUCAAACAAAUGCAGGAUAUGAGAGCUCUCCUUGGUCACCUGGUCAUGGAGCUGAGGGACUUAUCUGCCCUCCUGAAGCUUGAGACCACAAAGGGUUCUGCCAAAUAUGAGUAAAUAAUUCAUUUGCAGUAUUGCUCAACUACUCCCAAUAAAUUCAACUUUUUCUACUUUUC